This is a messenger RNA of Cercocebus atys (sooty mangabey), 3890 nucleotides long. RefSeq names its product ectonucleotide pyrophosphatase/phosphodiesterase 5 (putative) (gene ENPP5). NCBI's taxonomy places the organism in Eukaryota, Metazoa, Chordata, Mammalia, Primates, Cercopithecidae. The record is from RefSeq and is a predicted model, not a curated record. The coding region runs from base 300 to 1733 and encodes 477 amino acids. The transcript is spliced from 5 exons.
GAGCCAGGAGGCAGGGCGCGGGGGAGCGGCGCGGUCAGGCGCUCAGCUCCAGAGUUGAGUGCAGGUGAGCUCUUGCGCGUUCCGGGGGCGCCGCUUCCUCGAGUUACCUUCCCGCCGUUAACCGCGGCGCGCCAGAGGUAAUCUCCUCCAGGCCCUCCCUCCCAUUGCCCCAAAUUAAUGCUGACUGAACGGAUCGGUGCGAGGGUGGGAGAGAAAAUUAGGGGGAGAAAGGACAGAGAGCAACUACCGUCCAUAGCCAGAUAGAUUAUUUUACGCUGAACUGAUCAAGUACUUUGAAAAUGACUUCGAAAUUUCUCUUGGUGUCCUUCAUACUUGCUGCACUGAGUCUUUUAACCACCUUUUCUCACCAACCAGACCAGCAAAAUGUUCUACUAGUUUCUUUUGAUGGAUUCCGUUGGGAUUACUUAUAUAAAGUUCCAACGCCCCAUUUUCAUUAUGUUAUGAAAUAUGGUGUUCACGUGAAGCAAGUUACUAAUGUUUUUAUUACAAAAACCUACCCUAACCAUUAUACUUUGGUAACUGGCCUCUUUGCAGAGAAUCAUGGGAUUGUUGCAAAUGAUAUGUUUGAUCCUAUUCGGAACAAAUCUUUCUCUUUGGAUCACAUGAAUAUUUAUGAUUCCAAGUUUUGGGAAGAAGCGACACCAAUAUGGAUCACAAAUCAGAGGGCAGGACAUACUAGUGGUGCAGCCAUGUGGCCCGGAACAGAUGUAGAAAUACAUAAGUGCUUUCCUACUCAUUACAUGCCUUACAAUGAGUCAGUUUCAUUUGAAGAUAGAGUUGCCAAAAUUAUCGAAUGGUUUACAUCAGAAGAGCCCAUAAAUCUUGGUCUUCUCUAUUGGGAAGACCCUGAUGACAUGGGCCACCAUUUGGGACCUGACAGUCCGCUCAUGGGGCCUGUCAUUUCAGAUAUUGACAACAAGUUAGGAUAUCUCAUACAAAUGCUAAAAAAGGCAAAGUUGUGGGACACUCUGAACCUAAUCAUCACAAGUGAUCACGGAAUGACGCAGUGCUCUGAGGAAAGGUUAAUAGAACUUGACCAGUACCUGGAUAAAGACCACUAUACCCUGAUUGAUCAAUCACCAGUAGCAGCCAUCUUGCCAGAAGAAGGUAAAUUUGAUGAAGUCUAUGAAGCACUAACUCAUGCUCAUCCUAACCUUACUGUUUACAAAAAAGAAGAGAUUCCAGAAAGGUGGCAUUACAAAUACAACAAUCGAAUUCAACCAAUCAUAGCAGUGGCUGACGAAGGGUGGCACAUUUUACAGAAUAAGUCAGAUGACUUUCUGUUAGGCAACCACGGUUAUGAUAAUGCGUUAGCAGAAAUGCAUCCAAUAUUUUUAGCCCAUGGUCCUGCCUUCAGAAAGAAUUUCUCAAAAGAAGCCAUGAACUCCACAGAUUUGUACCCACUACUAUGCCACCUCCUUAAUAUCACCGCCAUGCCACACAAUGGAUCAUUCUGGAAUGUCCAGGAUCUGCUCAAUUCAUCAAUACCAAGGGCAGUCCCUUAUACACAGAGUACUAUACUCCUCCCUGGUAGUGUCAAACCAGCAGAAUAUGACCAAGAGCAGUCAUACCCUUAUUUCAUAGGGGUCUCUCUUGGCAGCAUUAUAGUGAUUGUAUUUUUUAUAAUUUUCAUUAAACAUUUAAUUCACAGUCAAAUACCUGCCUUACAAGAUAUGCAUGGUGAAAUAGCUCAACCAUUAUUACAAGCCUAAUGUUACUCUGAAGUGGAUUUGCAUAUUGAAGUGGAGAUUUCAUAAUUAUGUCAGUGUUUAAAGGUUUCAAAUUCUGGGAAACCAGUUCCAGACAUUUGCAGAAACCAUUAAGCAGUUACAUUUUUAGGUACACACACACACACACACACACACACACACACACAGAGAGAGAGAGAGAGAGAGACCAAAAUACUUACACCUGCAAAGGAAUAAAGAUGUAAGAGUAUGUCUCCAUUGUUCACUGUAGCAAAGGGACAGAUAAGAUCCUGCUUUAUUUGGACUUGGCACAUAUAAUGUAUAUAUUUAGUAACUUUGUACUAUGUAAAGUACCUUAUAUAUUGCACUUUAAAUUUCUCUCCAGAUGGGUACUUUAAUUUGAAAUGCACUUUAUGGACAGUUAUGUCUUAUAACUUGAUUGAAAAUGACAACUUUUUGCGCCCAUGUCACAGAAUACUUGUUACUCAUUGUUCAAACUGAAUGAAAUUUCUAAUAAUCCCAAAUAAUGAAUGUAGAAAUCUAUCUCCAUAAAUUGAGAGAAGAAGAAAGUGAUAAGUAUUGAAAAUUAAAUGUGAUAACCUUUGAACCUUGAAUUUUGGAGAUGUAUUCCCAACAGCAGAAUGCAACUAUGGGCAUUUCUUGUCAUAUUUCUUUCCAAAGAACAUGAUUUGCAUUUAUUUUUCCCCAAAAGAGAGUCAAGUACUGACAGAUUCAUUCUAACUAUAUUGUUUCUGUCAUAAAAUUGUGAUUUCCUGAUGAGUCAUAUUACUGUGAUUUUCAUAAUAAUGAAGACACCAUGAAUAUACAUUUUUUCUAUAUAGUUCAGCAAUGGUCUGAAUAGAAGUGACCAGGCACCAUCUCAGCAAUGUUUUCUCUUGUUUGUAAUUAUUUGCUCCUUUGAAAAUUAAAUCACUAUUAAUUACAUUAAAAAUCAAAUUGGAUAAAACAAUGUUUGUUUUCUUUCUGGUAGCACAUGAUAACAGCACAAGCAUCUUUUAGAUUUGAACAUUUGAAGAUUCAAAGUUGCAAAAGAGCACAAGCCGUAUUAGGUAAAAUAUUGGCCACUCAAUCCUUGAAAAGAACUGUGUGGAGCCUGGAAAAAAAAAUAGGACCACAUGUAAGAUGUUUACAAGUCACUCAGAACAGUGGUAAAGUGUGCAUACUAGAAAAAGGCAGCAAAAUAACUCUUUGUGGUAACAGGUAUCAAAACAUGGGAGCCGAGAUGAUAUAGCCCUAUUUCAAGAAGUAUGUGAAUACCCACCUACCGGGUGCUCAGUGGAAUCAAAGCUGAAUCCAAGUUCACAAAUAGACUUCUACUUCCAAGGUAGUACUUUUGACCUGCCUGGUCAUCUCAGUCUUUUUCAUUCCAACAACCUAAGGCUGAGCUUUAGAUUUCUAAGUAAUCAAGAAGUUUGGGAGAGGCAUGGUAUUACAUGUGGCUUCUUAGAGGAAAGAGGAAGCCCUGAAAAGAAAGGCUUUCUUUGAAGAAAAUAGCACUUUACAGACACUUGGAUAGUAUUGUGAUUUCAUAUAUACAUAUGCACCAACUGGCUAAUGAGUAGGUAAAACUGUAUAACUAUUCCAGAAAGAAAGGACAAAUUGGAUGUGAAGAACUGAAGUAACAUAGUUAAAAAUUUAACCAAAUUUAAGUGCUUCCUAAAAGUUGGUGAAUGUCUUAUUUUUUAAAAUGAUAAUACCAGUAAGGAAUGUUGGCACAUAAUUCCCAUUUCAUUAUAAAACCUCUUAAUAGAACAGAAUCAAAUAACUGGAAAUGGCCUACGGAUUAAAAAGCUAGGAAAUUAUAUGGUAGGUAGCAAACUCCCCAGAAGUAUGGACUCUGGAUUAGACAGCUCAGAAUCCAUGAGCACUCAUGUUGGCUUGCUUUUUAGCUGUGAACUUACCCUGUAUUAUUGAAAUGUCAGCAAAAUGACUGGAAGGUGAAAUUGGUCCAUUUUAAAGCAUUACUAUUAUGCUGUCUGUCCGUUUAAAUUAAUAAUUGCAUUAAAUUCAUUUUAGAAGGUGCUAUUACAUUAGUAAGAAAGUAAAUUCACAUAUGAAUAUUUGAUUAUCAGAUGGUUUAUUUACAGAUACUUAUUUUCCUAUAAACUAGGAGAGUUUACCUGAAGGAAAAUAAAACUUUAAACUUUUCUGGGAAAAUCA